AUUACGAGACAAAUCAAACAAAAGAAAGAACUCAAAUGACAAAUUCCUUUAUUUUUAUUAUCGUGUAAGUUUUAUUAUAUAAUAAUCGUGCGGAGGACGGUCAAAUUCCCUAAUUUAAUAAUACAGCAGCAUCGCUUUCCAGUGGAGCAGCAGAGAAGCAGCAGGGUUUGGACCUAUUUGGGUUUAUGGAGCAACCCUGAGCCGAUUGAGAAUCCCAGAUGCAGUUGAAGAAUUAACAUGAAGAGAAGAGAGAAACUAUUCAUUCUUGUUGAAUAAGCUUGAAUGGCGUUUCAGGGAUUCGGGAAGAAUACAGGCCCCAUUGGCCCUCCAAAAGCGCAAACCCCUUUUGGGAAUUUCUCUCGCACUCCUUCCCCUACUCCUACCUUCCCUCCAUCUUCCAGACCCAGUGGGACACUUCCUAAAUGGGGUAAUGGGCAAAAAUACGUCUACCAUGAUUAUGAUGCUCAAGCCUACCAACAGUCUCCCGAAGUAGUGCCACCUUUACCUUCAGUGUAUGCUGAAAGUGCCCUCUCUGCUAGUGUUAGAGGUUCCCAAGUUCAAGAUAUCAGAAGAACUGGGCCACCUACUUCAUUUUCUUCUGAUGCAGAAAUUCUGGGAGCCUCCACGACCAUGAGGGGAAGUCGUUCAGAUUUGAUAUUCAGUGAUCAGGGCCCCUUUGUUUCCCAGCAAAAUCAAUCAUCUCCAUUGUUUCGGAAUGAGAGUCCAUUGGUUUCCAAGAGUACAAGGUCACCUCCGUUGUCUUUUCAGAACAAUCUUCACCCGGAUGGCAAAAUUCCUCCUCUUGGAGGAGCUCAGCGGCCUUCGCUGCCCCCUUUUAUGCGGGGAAACUCAUCCCAGUCGUUUCAAAACUUUCCAAUCCGAUUACCUCACCAAAGGCUUCCCUCUAUUCCAACAAAUUAUGAACCUGGAAGACAGAUUCCAGUGAAGCAUACAGAUCAAGUCUCAAAAAGAACGAGGUCCCCCCCUCACUCACCUCCUAACGUGGCUUCUUUUGAAAAAUCAGCUCUUGGUCUGCGUGAAUCCAAAAGGCCGUCUACCUCUCCUUCCAAAUUGAGGUCAAAUGUCCCCCUUGACUCUCUAGCUCCUCAAUCCUCAAUGUCUGGAUAUGGUGUCAAUGUUGAAGUUGAUCUGAGUAAGCCAAUGAACUUUCCAGUUCCCAAAAGGACCAAGUUUCCUUCCGUACCUUCAUCUGAUCAAGUUCUUCAAUAUGACUCCAAUCAUACAGAUGAUGAUAUUCAACGAGAAACUGAGGCCAAGGCAAAGCGCUUAGCUCGUUUCAAGGAUGAUCUAAGCCAACAAAAUGUGCGAGAUGAUUCUAGUAUUCCUCAGAAGGGUCCUUCAAUGAGUCAGUAUCAAUCUGUUGUGGACAGGCCAAAAUUUUCUGCGGAAGAUAAUGUAGAUUCAACUGAUGAUUUCUCAGAUGGCAAUCUGCUAUCUGAUUAUCAAGGGUCAGAGUCUUCUGGUGUCAUAAUUGGGUCAUGUCCUGAUAUGUGUCCAGAAUCAGAAAGAGCAGAACGAGAAAGGAAAGGAGAUCUUGACCAAUAUGAACGCUUGGAUGGAGACAGAAACCAAACCAGUAAAUUGCUUGCUGUCAAAAAGUACACCAGGACAGCUGAGAGGGAAGCUCUGCUCAUACGUCCAAUGCCAAUCUUACAGAAGACCAUGGAUUAUCUUUUGAAUUUGCUAGAGGGGCCUUACGAAGAAAGCUUUCUUCACCUGUAUAACUUCUUAUGGGACAGGAUGCGUGCAAUCCGUAUGGAUUUGAGGAUGCAACAUAUUUUCAACUGUGAAGCUAUUAAUAUGCUGGAGCAAAUGAUAAGGCUCCAUAUAAUUGCCAUGCAUGAAUUAUGUGAAUACACGAGAGGAGAGGGGUUUUCUGAGGGAUUUGAUGCACAUCUCAAUAUUGAACAGAUGAACAAAACAUCAGUUGAGCUAUUUCAAUUGUAUGAUGACCACCGGAAGAGAAGAAUAAAUGUGGAAACUGAGAGAGAAUUUAGAGGUUAUUAUGCACUUUUAAAGCUUGAUAAACAUCCAGGCUAUAAAGUUGAACCUGUAGAGCUUUCGCUUGAUUUAGCAAAGAUGACACCAGAUAUGCGGCAAAGCCCAGAAGUUCUCUUUGCCCGUGAUGUGGCAAGGGCCUGCAGGACCGGUAAUUUUAUUGCUUUCUUUCGGCUUGCAAGAAGGGCUAGCUAUCUUCAAGCUUGCUUAAUGCAUGCUCAUUUCUCGAAGUUACGAACCCAGGCCCUAGCUUCUUUACACUGUGGCCUGCAGAAUAGCCAAGGAAUCCCCGUUGCCCAAGUUGCCAAAUGGCUUGGGAUGGAGGAAGAGGACAUAGAAGGCCUUCUUGAGUAUUAUGGUUUCUCAUUAAAGGAGUUUGAAGAACCAUAUAUGGUGAAGGAAGGUCCAUUUAUGGAAGUUGACAAUGACUAUCCUGUCAAGUGCUCAAAACUUGUCCAUAAGAAAAAAUCAAGGACAAUAUUCGAGGAUGUUUCAGUUCCGCAUGUUGAGUCAGUGUCAGAGAAAGAAACAGAGUGCCUGUUAGAUAAGGAUCAUCAGCAAAAACCUACAGUUGUUCAAUUUCUCGAGCCUGAUAGUUCUUCACUGUCCAUCGAGGAGAACAUGCCUGAUUAUGAAACUGUUUCAUCUCCAAAAGAUGAGAUAAAGAUAAUUCCAAUUACUAAAACAGAAUUUUAUCAGAUCAGAUAUGAAAGUCUGCAGGCUCCUCCUGGUCCUGCAGUGUCAAGUCUGCUGGCUCCUCCUAGUCCUUCGGUAUUCUUUCCUCAUAUUUCCCCUGAGGUUCAGCAACAAGCUAGAGUUCGUAGUGCAGAAAAACCUGAACUGCAGCUGGAAGCAAGAGUUGGGGGUUCAGGGAAACCUAAAAACUAUGAAGUUGCACAAUUUGAUGCAAGAAGUAUGCCCAUGCAAUUUAUACCUGCCAGAGAUGAACGGGAGAGCUCUCCAGUUUUGCCAGCUAAUUCUCUUGUUGAAGACAGAGAAUUGAAGCACAUGUUUGAUGAAAAGAAUGAAGAUGAAGAGCUGGUGAUCACCGGCGAGGAAGCUGAAACUAAUGAACAAGAAGCAAGUUAUUAUGAUGGAGAAGUUGAUGAGACAAAACUUAAACUGAUUAUCAGGAAAUGGAAGCGGCGUUCUUCAAAGAAAAGGGAGAUGCGAGAGGAGAAACAGUUAGCAUCUAAAGCUGCUCUGAGUUCGCUCUCUCUUGGAGUUCCUAUGUGGCCCAACAGAAUUCAACAUAGCACAACAGUUGAGUUCAACAUUGAUCGUGCUGUCUCGAAAUGGUACCGAACUCAGGAAAGAUCAUGGUCAAGGCUGAAUGUUUCAGAUGUUGUUGCCACCACACUCCAUGAAAAAAAUGCAGCUGCCAGAUGCCUCUGCUGGAAAGUAAUAAUAUGUUGUCAGGAUAAUAUAAACAAUCUGAACCCAAUAAACGGCGUGGACCAGUUGAAUGCCAAGUCAUGGUUGCUUUCCAAGCUCAUGCCUGCAAGAGAAGAUGAAGAUGAUACACUAAUAACAUCUCCAGGCCUCUCUGUUUGGAGGAAUUGGCUUCUUAACGAAUCAGGCGGGGACCUUAUUUGUUGUUUAUCAGUUAUCAAGUACACUAAUUUUGAGAAUCUGAAUGAGACAGUAGCAGGUGCAAGUGCGGUUCUCUUCCUGUUGUCGGAAGGUAUCCCAUGGGUUCUUCAGAAAAAUCAGCUUCAUAAACUGUUAAUGUCUAUACCUUCUGGUUCUCAAUUACCCCUUUUGAUCGUAAGUGAGCUGUGCAAGGAAAAUGCAGAUCCUUCCACUAUAGAAAAAGAACUGGAGCUACAUGAAGUCCGUGAAUCAAGGCUUCAUUCCUUUAGUGUUGUCUACCUAAAAAACCAGCAGAUGGAACAGUUGAAAGGGUUUUUCAGUGAUGAGCAAUUAAGAGGAGGACUGAAGUGGCUGGCAAGUGAAUCACCACCACAACCAGUUCUCCAGUGUGUAAACGCCCGAGAACUGGUUUUCUACCAUUUGAAUUCUUUGCUUGGGGUUCUUGGUGAAAUGAAUGCUUAUGAUGUGGGUCCAAACAAUUGUAUCUCAGCCUUUAAUGAGGCCUUGGAUCAGUCAAUGAGGGAAAUAGCUGCUGCAGCUCAUGCUAAUCCUACCUGUUGGCCCUGUCCUGAAAUAGGUUUGCUGGAGGAACAUAGCCAUGAGCACGAAGCUGUGAUCCAACACUUGCCAAAGCUGGGAUGGAGCUUAGCUCCAAGAAUUGAACCAGUUGUGUGCGCAAUAUCUAACUGCAAAUUUCCAUCUUUUCUAGAUGAUACAUCUUGGUUACAUAGAGUUUCUGAUGUGGAUGUUAAAAACCAGAUAUUACAACUUCAAAGUUGUCUAAUAAAGUACUUCUCAGAGAUUAGCAAGUUGAUGAUACUGCCACUUGCAGAAAAAGAGGCUAGUGUUAUGAUGCAGAAGUUUGUGCAGCUUCAACUGCAGAAUUCACACUACUACAUUGUACCAAACUGGGGUAUGAUUUUCCAACGGGCAUUCAAUUGGCAGUUGAUGAAGUUAGUUAAGGAGACAUCUUUCUCAGUGUAUAUCCUGAUAAAGCAUGAUUUUUCCUCUUCAAUGCUUGGAGCUGUGGAACUUGAAGACUCUGCACAGUCGCAUUACCAUUUGUCACAUCUAUCUCUUGAUGAAAUGGUUGAAGCUGUACGGAUACCUCUUCUCGGAUGUGCUAUGCUUGAUGGGGAAGGAAGAGCUUUCCAACCUUAUCCAGGUAUGACUUCACAUAGCGAAGAUUUUCCCACAGCAACUGGCGCAGGCAAUGAAAUAGAGCAUGGAAAGGAUGUUGGACAUGUUGAAUUUGUACAAGCCAGUUAUAAUACAAUGGAAGAUCUAAAUGAAGUUCAAAGUGAACCUCUGAUGACUAUUAAGGAAACGAAAGAAACUGACAAACUUGGCGAAUUACUGGAGAGAUGUAAGAUUAAGCAGAACAUGAUAGAUAAAAACUUGUCAGCAUAUUUUUAAUUCGUUACCUUUUCUUACUCGCCGAAAAUCUGUUGUAUGUGCAUUGUAUCUUUUUAUCAUGAAGGGUCUAGCUUUAUAAA
Molecule: messenger RNA, 5108 nt
Organism: Solanum dulcamara
Lineage: Eukaryota; Viridiplantae; Streptophyta; Magnoliopsida; Solanales; Solanaceae
Product: SAC3 family protein B
Exons: 15
Coding region: 283-5028 (1581 amino acids)
Biological process (GO): mRNA export from nucleus
Cellular component (GO): transcription export complex 2; nucleus; cytoplasm
Source: RefSeq, a predicted model, not a curated record